AUGACAUCACUUCCGGGUCAAGUGGGCAGUAACGUAGACAUAUCACUGCACGUCAAAUCAAUCUUCCUCUUUUUCAGAGGCCCCCCAGGAUCACAAGGGCCGAGAGGACCGAGAGGAUCCAAAGGAAAACUUGGUGCCCGUGGUCCUCCUGGACUGGAUGGGGAGCCUGGUAUACCUGGACAGCCCGGUGAUCCUGGACCUCCUGGACAACCAUCGACAGGCCCCGAUGGAAUGACCAGACCCUUCACGUCUCAGAUGGCAGGACUGGAUGAGAAAGCGGGGCUUGCCGGUCAAAUGGGAUUCAUGCCUGGCGCCACGGGUCCCGUAGGGCCAAGAGGGCCUCCAGGUUCGCAGGGACAACCGGGUUCUACUGGCCCACCAGGCUCUCCAGGUGAACAUGGGGACCCGGGACCAAUGGGACCUACUGGUGCUCGCGGCCCAGAAGGCCCUCCAGGAAAACCUGGUGAAGAUGGUGAAUCGGGCCGACCAGGACAGGCUGGAGAAGUUGGGUUUCCAGGUUCCCCGGGUGCCCGAGGUUUCCCUGGGGCUCCAGGUCAGCCAGGUUUAAAGGGCCACAGGGGCCAUAAAGGGCUUGAAGGCCCUAAAGGUGAAAUUGGAGCCACUGGAUCGAAGGGUGAACCUGGCGCGUCAGGUCAGAUGGGACAAAAUGGACCUUUGGGUCCUCGUGGGAUGCCAGGAGAAAGAGGACGACUUGGACCACAAGGGACUCCAGGAGCUCGUGGGCCACACGGUAUGCCAGGAAAGCCAGGGCCAUCUGGUCCACUUGGUAUAGCUGGUUCAUCAGGUUUUCCAGGGAUUCCGGGCAUGAAGGGUGAAGCUGGCCCAACAGGGGCACGCGGUCCAGAAGGCCCUCAGGGACAAAGAGGAGAAACAGGUCUACCGGGUCCAGCGGGGUCACCUGGCCUUCCUGGUACUCUUGGUACAGAUGGUUCCACGGGCACAAAAGGACCAUCGGGAUCUCCAGGAACUUCAGGACCACCCGGCUCCCCAGGUCCACCGGGCUCCCACGGACCCCAAGGCAGCACGGGCCCUCCUGGCAUUCGAGGACAAAUGGGAGACCCUGGAGUUCCUGGUUUCAAAGGAGAAGCGGGCCCCAAAGGAGAACCUGGUCCACAUGGCCCUCAGGGUCCAAUUGGACCUGUGGGUGAAGAAGGGAAAAGAGGUCCCCGUGGAGAUCCAGGAGCGGUUGGUCCUCUGGGACCGGUGGGAGAAAGGGGUCCUCCUGGGAAUCGGGGCUUUCCAGGUUCUGAUGGCUUGCCAGGACCCAAGGGGCCCCCUGGCCCCCCUGCCUCAGAGUAA
Gekko japonicus is the source of this 1320-nucleotide messenger RNA. Its product is annotated as collagen alpha-2(V) chain-like. Bases 1 to 1320 code for a protein of 439 amino acids. Lineage: Eukaryota; Metazoa; Chordata; Lepidosauria; Squamata; Gekkonidae. The record is from RefSeq and is a predicted model, not a curated record. The transcript is spliced from 21 exons.